UUGUCUGGAAGAGCAUGAAGGUAAAAGAAAUUAUCUGAGAUGCUCACAGAAGACGAGCAACGACACCAAGAUCAGGCGCCUGGUGACCACGACGGGAUGAGGGAUGAUGAUUGUCUGGAAGAGCAUGAAGGUAAAAAGAAAUUAUCUGAGAUGCUCACAGAAGACGAGCAACGACACCAAGAUCAGGCGCCUGGUGACCACGACGGGAUGAACGAUGAUGAUUGUCUGGAAGAGCAUGAAGGUAAAAAGAAAUUAUCUGAGAUGCUCACAGAAGACGAGCAACGGCACCAAGAUCAGGCGCCUGGUGACCACGACGGGAUGAACGAUGAUGAUUGUCUGGAAGAGCAUGAAGGUAAAAAGAAAUUAUCUGAGAUGCUCACAGAAGACGAGCAACGACACCAAGAUCAGGCGCCUGGUGACCACGACGGGAUGAGGGAUGAUGAUUGUCUGGAAGAGCAUGAAGGUAAAAAGAAAUUAUCUGAGAUGCUCACAGAAGACGAGCAACGACACCAAGAUCAGGCGCCUGGUGACCACGACGGGAUGAGGGAUGAUGAUUGUCUGGAAGAGUAUGAAGGUAAAAAGAAAUUAUCUGAGAUGCUCACAGAAGACGAGCAACGACACCAAGAUCAGGCGCCUGGUGACCACGACGGGAUGAGGGAUGAUGAUUGUCUGGAAGAGCAUGAAGGUAAAAAGAAAUUAUCUGAGAUGCUCACAGAAGACGAGCAACGACACCAAGAUCAGGCGCCUGGUGACCACGACGGGAUGAGGGAUGAUGAUUGUCUGGAAGAGCAUGAAGGUAAAAAGAAAUUAUCUGAGAUGCUCACAGAAGACGAGCAACGACACCAAGAUCAGGCGCCUGGUGACCACGACGGGAUGAGGGAUGAUGAUUGUCUGGAAGAGCAUGAAGGUAAAACGAAAUUAUCUGAGAUGCUCACAGAAGACCAGCAACGACACCAAGAUCAGGCGCCUGGUGACCACGACGGGAUGAGGGAUGAUGAUUGUCUGGAAGAGCAUGAAGGUAAAAAGAAAUUAUCUGAGAUGCUCACAGAAGACGAGCAACGACACCAAGAUCAGGCGCCUGGUGACCACGACGGGAUGAACGAUGAUGAUUGUCUGGAAGAGCAUGAAGGUAAAAAGAAAUUAUCUGAGAUGCUCACAGAAGACGAGCAACGACACCAUGAUCAGGCGCCUGGUGACCACGACGGGAUGAGGGAUGAUGAUUGUCUGGAAGAGCAUGAAGGUAAAAAGAAAUUAUCUGAGAUGCUCACAGAAGACGAGCAACGACACCAAGAUCAGGCGCCUGGUGACCACGACGGGAUGAGGGAUGAUGAUUGUCUGGAAGAGCAUGAAGCACAAAGAGGGAGAGAGAGGAACAGAGAGGGAGAGAGAGAGGAGAAUGAGGACAGAACAGAGAUGGAACAAGAGCAAGAGCAGACUAUUUUUGGCAGUGUCCACUUUGAUGCUGCUCACCCAGAGAAUCACCUCUGUGUCUUUGGACCUUCAAGAAAAACGAGGCGUACUGACACCAUCCAAAAGGCAGGCUUGUGUCACGCUUCUCCCUCUUAUCAGCUACAUCCUCAAUUUUACCACACUGCUUGGUGGUCCUUUGGGUUCCUAUGGACAAUUCAUUACUCUAAUGAAAGAGGGGAUGGAGGGGAUCAACCUCACCUCGCCACCCAGUCCACUAGGUGUAGUUUUCCUAAAGCUGAUGCAAGUGUUAAUGCUAGAGUGGGUUAGAUUUUAUCUUGUCCA
This is a messenger RNA of Oreochromis niloticus (Nile tilapia), 1752 nucleotides long. RefSeq names its product sarcoplasmic reticulum histidine-rich calcium-binding protein. NCBI's taxonomy places the organism in Eukaryota, Metazoa, Chordata, Actinopteri, Cichliformes, Cichlidae. The transcript is spliced from 3 exons. The coding region runs from base 40 to 1737 and encodes 565 amino acids. The record is from RefSeq and is a predicted model, not a curated record.